CUACACAGCCGUUGCGCACUACUAGGCUUUCCCUUCGGCCAACACGAGAAUUUCCAUUCAGAGCCCUCGGUGUCGGGCCGAUCUACACGGCGGCCCAGAGAUCGAAUGCCUGCCUUUGUCGCAGACAGCGAUGCUGCAACGAAGGAUCCAAGAGCCGAGACGGCACCUGUACUUUUGAACGAGAAGUUUGUGGUGCACUCUUACAACGGCGGAUCCCAGCAGAGCCGAAGCCAGUACGAUGUGAAGCAUGUGCUGAUUCCGACCCUGGACCCUUUUCACUGCUCCGACAGGGGCUGCAAGUUCAACCUCAUCCUGAAGUGUGCAGAGGACUUCACUCUGACACACUUCUAUAUCAGUGGGCCGGGUCCAAGAUGCACCGAGCCGAUCAGGAGCGGACUGGUUUGGGUAUGCAGCGAGUUGCCAGAGGACCUGGAGAUCACCAGCGCCUACGACGAUCUUAGCUGUGAAGAGCUGCAGGCUCUGCCGCAGGAGAAGGCCGAUGCGAUGGGCCUGCCCAUGCGCUUCCAAACCGACUCGGAGUCCAGGGAAGCCGAGCUGGAGUUGCCUCAGUGGCAGGAGGGCCGAUUCCUGGUGAUUCGGUUUCUGGAUACACACUACGCGGAGGAGCAGGUGAACGUGGAUGUGGGCAUGAUCGCCUUGGUGGGCCAUUUGGGCCGCUGCAGCCGCUACCAGGUGCCCUUGGGGCCUUGGAUGCGGCGGCGAGUGCAGCAGGCUUGGGUUCACACGCGGCCGCUGCAGCGCAGCUUCUCCGCCGGGGGGUGGGUCUGUGACGGCCGAGACUUCACUGGCGGCUGUCGCGGGAACUUCACCGACUUCCAUCAGACCAACAUGUACCACUCGCGGUUCCACUGCCCCGUGACGGGCUUCGACCUCUGCGACGCCUGCGCCCAGGACACCUCCCUGGGCAAAGUGACGGAGGAGUCCAUCAAGGCCGACAUUGAAACCCUUCAGAACCCUACAUCGUGCAAGCUGGUGGGCAAUCGCCUUCGGAACCUGUGGAGGAGGAAUUGGUUACAGGCGCUCCCAAGAUACUUCCGGCACGGCCUCCUGUGGAGCCUGAUGACCGGCUUGCAGAGAUGUUUGGACAUCACCCACACAGGGAAAGCGCGGGCUGCUCUGGAGGAAGAGGCUGUGGGUCGUCGCAGUCGAGUGCCCCGUCCUGUGCUUCAGGCCGAUCCGCAGCAAGCUGCCGCCCUUCGCGCCCUGCUGCAGCUGGUGUCGGACCUGGCGCAGGGCAUCCUGCUGGGCAUGCGACCCGGGGAUCUGCAGGUGAAUGACUUGGCGUGGGCGCUGCAGGGCACUCCAAAUGGUCUGCCUCGCUGGGAGAGGUGUCGGGUCAUCAGCUUGCCGCCGAACUUCCCGUCGGUUGCGACGCAGGAGAUGGACGGAGGCGCCUUCUUGGUGUCCUGCAGGGACUGGAAGGGCAAGCGCUACGUCCAGGCGGAGAAUCUGUGGAAGGUCACCAAACAGUUGAACGACGACGAGGUUGUGGCUGCCACUACUGGGCUCUUCCGCGAAGUCUGCCGCGGCCCGCUCUGCGACCCCAACGAGGCGAGGCGUUUGAUUUGUCAUUUGGCAGAUCUGUCGGCCGUGAAUGCAGAUGGUCAGACUGCACUUUUGGGAGCUGCAAAGCAUGGCUGUUCUCCACAGGUCAUCACGCUCCUGCUGGAAGCUCGAGCCUGCCCGGACCAGUCUGACAGACACGGCGUGACGGCGCUGCAGCUGCUGAACACGGAGGCCCACACGCGGUGCUUGCUGCGGCACGGUGCCACGGAGCUGGAGGUGUCCUUGGCAGGCCCAGACUCGACGCUGAGCUUGCUCCAGGAGGCUUUGUCGGCAGAACUGCUUGGUCCGCUUCUUGCGCUUCGCGGAGUUGGAUGCUCGCUGGAAGGUUAUCGGCCGCCGCCUCCGGAGGCCCUUGAGGUGCUUUUGCUGCUGCUUCGGGCCUUGCCGAUGCCUGUGCUCCGGCGGACCUUCUUUGAGGAGGAGGCUGGGGCUAUGGAGUCCUUGGGCAGAUUGAUGCAGAAGACCAUCGAGGGCUAUUCAGGCAUUGCAGUGGCGCACUACUGCCUCCGGAUCGCCAGGACGCUGAAGGCGAGGGCCCGCGAGGAGCCGCGCCUCUUGGAGUUCUUGUACCGCUCCGGGGUGCAUCGCUGGGCCGCACAGGUGAUGUCCAUGGGUGACUUUCAGCAGGGCGGCUGCUUUGGUCCAGCCAUUCCCCAAGAGAAGAUGGUGCCAAAUGAGGAGGUUCUGCGGGAGGCCUCCUCCCUGUGCGAGGAGCUGUCUGGUGAGAGGGCAGAUCCCUGCAUGCAGCCGGCUCUUGCAGGAGCGGUCGCAGCACUGGAGCGAGCAUUUGACAAGGGCGGCGUGGCCAAGGCCUUGCUUGCGGUACGCGAUCUGUUUGAGGGUCGCCGAUGCACUCCGUACGAGCUGGAGUUUGCCCACCUUCCAGGCCGGCUUCUGCAGCUCUUGCAAGGCGGUGAACACUGGGCGCUGUUUCAGCAGGCCUUCCAGGAUCCCAAGGCCGCCUUGCUCGGCCUGGUCCAGGCUUUACAGUCAGUGGUCAGCAGCGCUGAAGGUUUCCAGAUCUGGCGCUACCGGAGAGAUCGCGGCCUCAAGGCGUUGACCGAAGCGGUGCAACUUCGCCUGGAGGGCCAAAAGGAGCAAGCACAGGAGAGGGAGGUGGUUUCAGUCAUGGUCGAACCACUGGUGUCGCUGAACGAGAUCCAACGGUACCUGCUCCGAGUGUCUCCGGUGAGUGAGGAGUACCUGGCUUUCUGCCACGGCAUUGUGGGGUGCACGCUCCGGGACAAGGUCUUCGGUGAGGGCAAGGUGAUCUCUUUCGAGCUGCUCUUUGCAGACUGCCCCAUGCCCGUGCAUACGAUUCACUUUGCUUCCGGCGAGAGCCAGCGACUGCUUCUUGCCCUGCGCGAUUACGAGUACUUGGCAGAUGCCACGGCGACCCCGCUGGACGUAGAGCUCAGGACAGCGUUGUCCUUGCUGCACCUGGCGGCAGGCAGCGCUGGCUAUCCACAGUUGCUGGAUGAGCUGCGCAAGAGCUUGCGAGGCCCAGAGAGCAUGAAGGACGACGGGGACAUGGAGGUGGAUGCUAGUCUGCCAGGUCUUUGUACCUCGGGCUCGGAGUCGGAGGGGGACCGCAGCAGCUCAGGUUCCGCCCCACGUGGCCCCAAGGCUGGCUUCGCGCGAGGCUGUGUGGUGCAAGCUCUCAGCCGUGCAGUGCGCACAGGGGAGAGCUGCCCGGGCGCGCUGGAGUUGGUGGAGGCGGAGCGGAACCGUUUGCUGCAAGCAUCUGCCAUCUCCGCUGGCUGCGAGACCAGUGUUGGAGUGGACCCAGCUUCCCACGUGCACUCGGUGACGUUGGCGGUGCCUGAAGAGAUCCCCCUGGAUGUCUUUUGGCCGAUGGUGCAAGAGGAUAUCGUGGGAGCCGUGCAGGAGUUCUAUGCUCGGGGACUGCCUCCACAGGUCCAGGAGGUCCUGCAGACCGGCACACCGAGAGAUGGCGUCAUCCCCGUGGCGCAACGUCUCACGCUGGAGGAGGCUGAGAUGCUGGCAGCACGCCUUGCACACUUGUCCCAGACGGCGGUGGCUGUGGACAUAGGUGCCGUGCAGGAGCUGAGGAACCUGCAGCGCCAGGGCGAGGCAGAGGACUCACGCAGCUGGCCACAGCAAUUUGCUCCCCGACCAGGACGCCAGGCACAGCCCACCGCCCCAGCGGUGGCCUCCCGCGUGCGCCUGCGUGGGGACGGCGCCGAGUGGAUCUCUGGAGUCGGGCACGGGCCACCAGAUGCACCCUGGCGAUGUGGCGUGAGACAGUCCUCGAUUGAAGCCAAUCUGGACGUCAUCGAUGACCAGGGCGUCCUUUGGGAGCAGCUUCCUCCGACUCAAGUCAAGCUUCCGGCCGUACAGAGGACCAGUGGAGGUGUGACGAGCACUCCUGUGACCGGGGUGGAGCGCCUGCAAUUCUUGGAGGCGCGGCGCCUGCCGCGAGAAGUGCCACCCGUGCCCUUCCUCCAGUCGCUGGAGCUGCCGCAACCACCGCCCCCGCCGUUGCAGCCUCUCCAGCUCCAGCCGCUGCAGCCGCUGCAGCCGCUGCAGCCGCUGCAGCCGCUGCCGCUGCCUGCGGCCGGAACUCCGGAGGUCCUGCGACCCGAGGAGGAGCCGCCAACGCCGGUCAUCCCAGUGCAGGAUCCCGAGGAGGAUCGCAUGGCCCGCCGCAGGCGCAGCAGGAGCCAAAGUGGCAGCAGGAGCAGAAGUCGCAGCCGCCGCAGCCGGAAGCCGCAGGUCCUUGAGCCGCCGGCGCCAGUGGCAAGGCCGGAAGUCGAAGACGCAGGUCAACGUCGGAAGCGUCCGGCAGAGGCUAUGGACGACAAGGCCCCCAGUGCUCCAGCGAGCCGGCCGAGCCGGGAAGAGAGCCAGGGCUCCGCAGUGCGACGAGCACCGAAGGGUAUCUUGGCGGACGUCCUUCGGGGUGACCUGCCCUCUUUCGUGCGAGCCUGCGACUCGCAGGACCCAACCACACUGCUGGGCCAUCCAGUAGCUUUGCGCCUGGGAAUGGAGGAUUUGAAGGAGGAGGCUAUGCAGGCCAAAGAUGCCGCGUGGCUGCCCCCACCAAAGUUCCAGGUCCGUUUGGCCCUGCCGCAGGAGGCCUUUGAUUCGUCCGUAGUGCCUCCUCCAGACUGGAGCGUGCUGAAGACCAUACAGUACUUAAACGAUCAACGAAGCGGCCUCAAGGACUGCUGGAAGAUGGAGGAGGCGCCCACUGGGAUCUCCCGCGCUCCGCUGGAGAACUGGCACGUGGUCUACCGGCUGGAGACAGUAGACUCGGAGUCGCCAGAGGAGCAAGGUGACUUUGCAUUGCCGCCUGCGCUGGAUGCAGACCUUUCCACCGCCUCCGCGGCAUCUGAGCGGAGCCUGUCGAUGUUGCCGCCUUUGUCUCAGCCAUCGUCACCUCGCUCCAAAUCUGGCAGCCCUCGGCGAAGAAGCCACCUGUGCACCCCGCGGCAGAGCCCUUGGCGCACGCCGCAGAGUCCCUGGAUGAGCCCGCGCCAGAGCCCGGCCGUGGGCCCGAAGCGGCGGCGCGCAGCGAGUGCGCAUGCCCUUCUUGAGGGCUCACCAAGCUUCAUUGCCAGAGAUCUUUAUCAGUCACCGGCUCUGCAGUAUAGUGUAGACACUCCAGGUGGCAUGCGGCAAGUGGUGAGGCAGUGCCUGGGCAAGGACAGCCGAGCCGACGCCGUGGCCGACGCUCUUGAGCUUUUGGCGCUCCUGCGACCCCACGUGGAGGUGGACGCUGACGUGUGGCGCAACCCAAGAUUGGACUGGAAGCUGAGCCAGCAACUCGAGGAUCCCCUGAGCGUGUCCAGCGGCGCGUUGCCGCUCUGGGCCACCACGCUGCCGCGGGCAUGCCCCUUCCUGUUCAGUUUGCGGGCCCGGAAGACGCUGCUGCGGUACACCGCCUUCGGGCCCUCGCUGGCGGUGCACUGGGCGCAGGAGAGCAAGGUGGGGCCAUACCUGCAGCGCCGGCAGUCGCUACCAACGGAGCUCGGAUCCCAGGGAGAUCCUCGGAAAAUCGAGGAGCUCUUGCAGGAGGUGUCCAACAUUGAGGAUCAUGUGGUGAGGUCUGACUUCUGGCUUGGUGCCCUACAGAGUACGCUGCUUCGCUUGCAGCGGUCAGGGCAGCCGGAGAAGUCCGGGCGUGAGAGGAUCUGUGAGGCCAACGAGCUGUCCGAAGAGCAAGCAGAAGAGAUGCUUUUGCAGCAGGCAGAGGCAGCCAUGGAGCUGACAGCAAGCUCGCACCGAAUGCUGGAGGUCCAGUUCGACAGUGAGACAGGCUUCGGAAGUGCGGUGACGCGGUCAUUUUACGCCGAGGUUGCAAGAUCUUUGCAGAGUAGGGGCGCAAAUUGUCGCGUGCCAAUGUGGGUGGAGGACGACUCUUUGGGCGGCGCGGGAGGAGGCGGACACCUGCGCUGUCGGAGCGGGCUUUGGGUGCGCCCCUUGCCUUUGGGCCCUGCUCGGGAGGAUGCCGAGCAGCGCUUCCGCUUCCUUGGGCGCCUGGUGGGGCGAGCGCUGAAGGAUGGCUUCAUCGUGCCACUGCCUCUUGGGGAGGCAUUCUUCGCGCGGGCUCUACUGGCACAACCACCGCCGCGUCCCUUUGAACGCCCUGCGCGUGGAGCGUUCGCGGCUCUCCCCAGGCCUGGGGCAGGCUGUGUCGGGGAGCUGUGCGGUGCCCUGGCGGACUUCGCGCGGGGGUUGCGGCGCGCGGAGGCCCACUUCAUUCGCCAACGGCAGGAGGCAGGCUAUGCCGUGUCCGAGGAGGAAUUGCAGAGCUGGCGGAGAUCUCAAGGCCAAGCGCCGGACUUCACCUGCCGCUACCUGUCGACGCCAGGAGCUUCGGUAGAACCUAUGUCCUUCAACGACUACAUGUGCCUCAUCGGGGUCAGCUUCCUUGAGACCGGGCUCAGCGGUGUGCCGUUGUGUCCGGAGGGAGCGGAGAAGGCAGUCACUGUCGACAACGUGUGCGAGUUCGUGGAGCUAGCUCACAGCUUCUGGCUGGACGAAGGUGUUGCUGCUCAGCUGAGCGCUUUUCGGGAAGGCCUAAACGAGGUUCUGCCUGUGGAGUGCCUCUCCGCCUUUGAUGCCACGGAGCUUCGGGACAUGAUUUGUGGUGAAGACACAGUGGAGUGGGGUGAGCGCGAAUUGCUGGAUCACUUACAUCCAUCAGGAAGCAUGACCCGGGCCAGCCCGUCCUACCAGCAUUUGGUGGCAGUGCUGCUGGACAUGGACCAGGGCAACCGCUCGCGGUUCCUGGACUUUGUGUCCUCCUGCCCACGCCUGCCACCUGGAGGCAUGGACUCUUUCCACGUGGACGUCUUUCCCGACGCCGCAGGAGGCCGCGGCUUCCCCCGGUCCAGAGCUUGCGCGAAUCAGCUGUACUUGCCCUCGUACAGAUCCAAAGAAGAAUUGCGCGAAAGACUUCAUGAGGCGAUGCAUGGUUCUGCGGGACACCACGAACAGGAGCAACGUAUCCUGGCAUCCUGACAAGGUGGUAGCAGCACCUUGAGUCGAGCGAGCUCAGACUCUCAGCCAAGUCUCACUGCCGUUUCGAUCAUUUUUUUCCAAUUCUUCAGGAUGGUGUCCCUGCAAGCAGCGGCAACUUGCCGAAGGCACUUCUUUCUCGGUUCAGAAAGGCCGAAGAUGGCUUCUCCAUAUUUGCUCCAAUCAAAUUGGAAGGCAACACUGCUUGCCGGGCUCGCUUUUACCAAGAUACACCAUCUGAAGGGCGUGUAGUAUUCACGCACGUUGCAUGACCCCAGGCAAUUUUGGGCUGACUUUCAGGUGAGCCGUUUUGAGCGGGUUGUGCUUGGCACUCAGCUCUGUACAUAGCUGGCGAGCGGCCAGGCAGCUGGCGCUCGCCACAUGCAACAUUCUUGAAGGGUGCACAAGCUCGUGUUUGACCCC
Effrenium voratum is the source of this 7497-nucleotide messenger RNA. The record is from the annotation of a GenBank genome assembly. Lineage: Eukaryota; Dinophyceae; Suessiales; Symbiodiniaceae.